GGUGGCCCCGGCAAGAUGGCGGCGCUGCUGGUGCGCGGGGCGGCAGCGGCGGGGCUGCGCGGGCGCGGGCUGGGGGCGGGCGCGGGGCGGCGGGGCCUGGCGGCGCCGGGCGGGGACGACGAGGUGUCGCGGGCGCAGCAGGCCGCGGGGCAGGGGCCGCCCGACACCGUCUUCAGCCGCAUCGUGGAGGGCAGCCUCCCCGCCCACAUCCUGCACGACGACGAGCAGUGUCUCGCCUUCCGCGACGCGGCGCCGCAGGCCCCCGUGCAUUUCCUCGUCAUCCCCAAGCGCCCGCUGCCCGGCCUCAGCCACGCCGCGCCCGCCGACCAGCAGCUCCUGGGGCACCUGCUGCUGGUGGCGAGCCAGACGGCGAAGGCGGAGGGGCUGUCGGACGGCUACCGCGUGGUGAUCAACGAGGGGCGGCUGGGCGCGCAGUCCGUCUACCACCUCCACCUGCACGUGCUGGGCGGGCGCCAGAUGGGCUGGCCCCCGGGAUGAGCCGCCCCCCCAACCCAGCUCCGCAAUAAAGCACCGGCUGCCGGAAGGCGGCCGUGGCCUGCUC
Messenger RNA from Alligator mississippiensis (American alligator), 562 nucleotides. It is a transcript of the gene HINT2, whose product is annotated as histidine triad nucleotide binding protein 2. Gene Ontology annotation, molecular function: hydrolase activity. The coding region runs from base 16 to 498 and encodes 160 amino acids. The transcript is spliced from 4 exons. Lineage: Eukaryota; Metazoa; Chordata; Crocodylia; Alligatoridae. Gene Ontology annotation, cellular component: mitochondrion; cytoplasm. The record is from RefSeq and is a predicted model, not a curated record.